GAUGGCCGCUGCGCCGAGCGAAGAACAAUUUGCUGUGCUCCAGAUAUUGCUAAAAGCUUCCAAAAAAGAUGAGGUCCGGCACCUAUGUCAAGAGUGCUUUCUGAGUUCAGCCAAUGGUUCAGAGAAACUGAUUGAGGACACCUGUACCACUCUCUCAGUUGCAUCAGAUGAAGCAAAGCAAUUGAUCUGUUCUUUGCACAGGCUUUCAAGGUAUGUUGUGCAUCGAGGCCUGAUCUCCCCAGAAGAAAUUCUCUCCCUCUUUCCAGAAGGCUUCCACCAGAACCUUAAAAACCUUCUGACCAAGAUAAUCCUGGAAAACUUAUCUGCCUGGAGAAAUGAAGUACAAGCCAGUCAGAUUUCCCUUCCCCGGCUGAUUGAUAUGGACUGGCGAGUGGACAUCAAGACCUCCUCAGAUAGUGUCAGCAGAAUGGCUGUCCCCACCUGCCUGCUACAGCUGAAGAUUCAGGAAGAUGCUGCCUUAUGUGGGAAUGACCUCACAACCUCUUCAUUGACAAUAGAGCUGAAUAAGCAAACAGUGGACACAAUGCUUGAUGGCCUGGGGAGAAUUCGUGACCAGCUUUCAGCUGUUGCAAAUAAGUAAUCCUCCAGACGGGGAAUUCUAGUUCAGAUACAGGAAAGAACUUUCUUGCAAACAAACCUUUUCAUUCCUCUUUCUCAUAACCAAACACAUUUUUUGAAAGGGUACCUUUUCACUUCGUGGUGGUGGGCAUCUCAAAAGCAAAAGUUCCAUAUCCUCAGUUCGGUGCCUGACAUAGCCUCUUGAUGCUAAUCCAGACUGUACCUUGUCUAUAGUCUUAAAGAAGCUUGGCUUGUUGUAAUAGGAAGAGGAGCAGCCAGUAAGAGAUGACCCUAUCUCCUUGCCCUGGGACUAAAAGCACUAAUAGGCUGCAUUCCAGCCUCAACAGACUCUUGAAAGGUGUGUGCUGAGUAUGAGACUUCCUACCCUAUUUAUUGAGGUACUGCUUCUGAGAUAGAGGAAUUAUGCUGCAACUCCCUAUCAAAAAAUGCCUGGGGAAGCUCAGUUGGGAAGCUGCUAGCCCUCCCUUGUGUUGGAGAAGAGGAAGUGGAGAAGUUCUGUGAGAUCCUUGGAUGUAUCAAAGGAAAUGACUAAUGGCGAUUGGUGAUUGUUAUAG
This is a messenger RNA of Gekko japonicus, 1154 nucleotides long. It is a transcript of the gene COMMD9, whose product is annotated as COMM domain containing 9. The transcript has 6 exons. Bases 2 to 601 code for a protein of 199 amino acids. NCBI's taxonomy places the organism in Eukaryota, Metazoa, Chordata, Lepidosauria, Squamata, Gekkonidae. The record is from RefSeq and is a predicted model, not a curated record.